Budorcas taxicolor (takin) is the source of this 2112-nucleotide messenger RNA. RefSeq names its product WD repeat domain, phosphoinositide interacting 2 (gene WIPI2). The coding region runs from base 170 to 1552 and encodes 460 amino acids. Gene Ontology annotation, biological process: protein lipidation; protein localization to phagophore assembly site; nucleophagy. The transcript has 12 exons. Gene Ontology annotation, cellular component: cytosol; extrinsic component of membrane; phagophore assembly site membrane. Gene Ontology annotation, molecular function: protein binding; phosphatidylinositol-3-phosphate binding; phosphatidylinositol-3,5-bisphosphate binding. NCBI's taxonomy places the organism in Eukaryota, Metazoa, Chordata, Mammalia, Artiodactyla, Bovidae. The record is from RefSeq and is a predicted model, not a curated record.
GGAGCAUAAACAAGAGGGGGGCCGGGAUGAGGCGGCGGUUAAUGCUCAAGCGGCGAGCGGCGGCGGCGAGCGAGGCGGCGAUCGGGGCCCGGCGCCGACCCUGAGCUCACCCCGACCUGCCCCACCCGCGCGCGAGCCCCCGGCCGGGCCCGCGGGCCGCGCGCCCACCAUGAACCUGGCUAGUCAGAGCGGCGAGGCCGGCGCUAGCCAGCUGCUCUUCGCCAACUUCAACCAGGACGUCACGUCUCUAGCCGUUGGUAGUAAGUCCGGGUAUAAAUUUUUCUCCCUUUCUUCUGUGGAUAAACUGGAGCAGAUCUAUGAAUGCACUGACACUGAAGAUGUGUGCAUCGUGGAGAGAUUGUUCUCCAGCAGCUUGGUGGCCAUCGUCAGCCUCAAAGCUCCCAGGAAGCUGAAGGUUUGCCACUUUAAGAAAGGGACCGAGAUCUGCAACUACAGCUACUCCAACACCAUCCUGGCGGUGAAGCUCAACAGGCAGAGGCUGAUCGUGUGCCUGGAGGAGUCUCUCUACAUUCACAAUAUCCGGGACAUGAAGGUGCUGCACACCAUCCGGGAGACGCCCCCGAACCCCACCGGCCUGUGUGCACUGUCCAUCAACAAUGACAACUGUUACCUGGCGUAUCCGGGCAGCGCCACCAUCGGAGAGGUGCAGGUCUUUGACACCAUCAACCUGAGAGCUGCGAACAUGAUCCCGGCUCACGACAGCCCGUUAGCCGCCCUGGCCUUCGACGCCAGCGGAACCAAGCUCGCCACUGCUUCCGAGAAGGGGACCGUGAUUAGGGUGUUUUCCAUUCCAGAAGGACAGAAACUCUUCGAGUUCCGGAGAGGAGUGAAGAGGUGUGUGAGCAUCUGCUCCCUGGCCUUCAGCAUGGACGGCAUGUUCCUGUCCGCCUCCAGCAACACUGAGACUGUGCACAUCUUCAAACUCGAGACUGUGAAGGAAAAGCCUCAGGAGGAGCCCACUACCUGGACCGGCUACUUUGGGAAGGUGCUCAUGGCGUCCACCAGCUACUUGCCCUCCCAAGUGACGGAGAUGUUCAACCAGGGCAGGGCCUUCGCCACGGUGCGCCUGCCUUUCUGUGGCCACAAGAACAUCUGCGCGCUGGCCACAAUCCAGAAGAUCCCUCGGCUGCUGGUGGGCGCCUCGGACGGGUACCUGUACAUGUACAACCUGGACCCCCAGGAAGGGGGCGAGUGCACCCUCAUGAAGCAGCACCAGUUGGACGGCAGCAUGGAGACAACCAACGAGAUCCUGGACUCCACGUCCCACGACUGCCCCUUGGUGACGCAGGCGUACGGCGCGGCCGUGCCCAAGGGUCCGCACGUGCCUUCGUCCCCAACGGCGCUGGGUAAGGGCCGGGCCGAGCCUGGGGCGGAGCACGCGGCUCUCUCUCUCGCAGAGCCACCCGCCUGCCUCGUGCCCUCCGGGGCGGGGCCUGCAGCUCUCGGCCCGCUGUGCCUACACGGACGAGCUGGGCGCCACGGGUGGCUCAGGGCUGGAGGACGAGGCCAGCGCCCUGCGGCUGGAGGAUGACAGCGAGCACCCUCCCAUGAUUCUGCGGACGGACUGACCGCGACCUGUGACCUCCUCGGGCCCCGAGGCAGGGAACACUGGCUGACAGAGGACUUCGCAGUCAUGCUGCUAUGAACUUUGACCCGAGCUGGGGAGAGGAUGGCAGAGACUUCUAAAUCAAAAAGAAAAAAAAAAAGAUUGUAGCUGUAGUCUCAUUCCAUACUGUUGAGAAAUACAUUGUUUUCACUUCAGUGGCUUUUAAUCCUGCUUAUGAAUUUUUAGCUUUUCGUUGGUUUUCUCUUUUUUUGCCAAAAUCAACUGUUUGGUGAAGCUCUCAAAACACCUUUGCUUUGCAUGUAUUAAUGUGCCAAGCCAGCCAGGAGCUCUGGAGCCUGCUCAUAACAGCCCGCAGGCGUCUGGGGUAUUCAGUCUGUGCAGAGAGGCACAGGCCGGGAAGGCGGCGGCGGCGAGCGCGCAUCUGGUCCUGCUUGGGCAGGCCGGGUGGCCUUGGGGGGUCCUCUCUCCCUGGAGCCCCUCCGGGACCAUUUCACCCCUCCCCCCCAUUUUAUUUUGUUAAUUAA